This is a messenger RNA of Oryzias melastigma (Indian medaka), 2182 nucleotides long. RefSeq lists its product as uncharacterized. The record is from RefSeq and is a predicted model, not a curated record. Lineage: Eukaryota; Metazoa; Chordata; Actinopteri; Beloniformes; Adrianichthyidae. The transcript has 5 exons. Bases 617 to 1552 code for a protein of 311 amino acids.
CCUCGGGUACACACAUGAUCCGUCGCCUCCAUUUAUGGUCACGUGGACGGGAGCUGCCUCUCGCUAGCACACACGGCGGUUGCCAUGGAGCUGUGGAUUAAUCAGAGGCCGUGGCGUUUCCCCUGUUUGAGUUUUCAGGGACUUUUAUCCUUUGAGUUGAUCCUGUGUGGAGGGGACAUUCGGUAGCUGGAAUGUGUCGAUCAGGUGUGAAUGUAAAAAAAAAACAAAACACAAAGAAUGUGAUUACACAACCUGUUACUAAAGGUCAAGCUCUAAAGUCAAAGAUCCCCACAAAAUCAAAUUCUUCCUCCUGAUUGUGUCAUCAGAUGCAUAUCUGUGGAGGAUUUUGCUUGAACAGACUUUUGUCCAGUUAGAUUGCUUCAUGUGACAUGAUGACAAACAGAGCCAGGACAAAGUCCACAGCAGAUGAGGUGAAUGCCCGGCGCUCGCACAGCAGCUUCACACUCUGUGGAGACACACACAAUGUCACGGACAAGGAUUACCAGGACUACCUAGAUGUUUUUAAUGGUAUUUCUAAUUGUAAACACUAUUUAAGGGAGGAAAAAAGCAACUUUCGUGGAGUUAUGAUCACAGACGCCUGCAGACCCUACACAGAAUGAUACCAUGUCUUCCUGGGAAAAGCGUAGGCAGAUGGAGGGCAGGGUGGUGCGUCUCGCUGGUCAAGAGCUUGUCUUCCAACCAUGCGCUGAAGCCCCUGAUUCCCACCUUCUGCCUGGUGGUGGUGCUGGUCUAUGGCCUGGCUGACCGACUCCGAAACUUUGUCGUGGGCAUCUUCAUCCCACAGUACCACUACCCAUAUCCUGUGGCUCUUUCCUUUGCCCAGGUUCUGGUUUCUCUCUUAUUCCUGAACCUCCUCCAUGCCCUGAACCUUGUGGUUCUCAAAGGUUACUCCAGGUCGCUGGGUGAGCGGCUGCUGCUUCCUGCCAUCUGCAACAGCGUUCAGGCUGUGCUGACCAUGUGGGCCAAAGCCAGCAGCUCCAGCGCCACCCUCUUCCUCGUAACAGUCCCUCUCCUGCCCUUAGUGACUUUAGCCCUUAGCUUCAUCCUGAAGUUGAGGUCGCCGCCGUCUCUCCACUCCUCUGCUCUGAUUUCCAUUAUAAGUGGGAUGGUUAUUGUCAUCACAGCAUCCAAAGGUCUUCAAGGUGUUGAGCCUCUGGAGUACAUCUACGCACCUCUGGCUUUGAUUCUUCACAGCAUCUCUCUUAUUAGCUUGACCAAAGUAUCUGAAGCGGAGCGCCACCGCCAUCCGGACACCCAAGCCUCGGCUAUUGACAUCUACCACACCCAGAUGGUCAACCAGAGUUGGCUGCUGGGUUUCCUGUGGCUGCUGCACCCGGACAACCCCUGGCAGGUGUUGAGCCAGAGCAGCUGGCACAGCCUGCUCUUCCACGGAUAUCUGCUGGCCAUUAUCCUGCUGGGAAUGGUGCUCAACUUCAUGGUCGGCAUGUCCGCUCUGUGCGUCUCGCCGCUUGCCGCGGCGCUGCUUUACUCGACUCGACAAAUCAUCCAGCCUCUGUUACAGCUUCUGUAGAUUCACCACCACACUCUGCUGCUUCUAAGCUGCCCGCACAUCCAUCAACGUUUCCUAAAGAGGCAUUCCGGCAAAUCUGGUAAAAAGUUGAACCUUUUUUUCCACUACAACAGGCAUAGGCAAUAAUUAGCCAUACAUUUAACUACUUUGUUGUAAGAGAUAGUCAUUACUGUUAUCUUGCAUCUUAUAAAACGUAUGUCUAAAGCUUUAAAGAAAACAAUAAGAUUUACUUAUUUUAGAAGGGGGUCAAAGCAAUAGGAGGCAGAGGUAAACCAAUACUCAGUUGUUGAAAUCAAAUACGAACAACCUCCAAGAAGUAUUAGACAGUAUUACGUCAGUUUUUACCCUAAUCGCUGACUCCUGCAGCUCUCUUUAUCUGUGCUUAUCGUCACAGAGGUCAUAGGUUGUUUUCAACUCUCUAACGCCACCCAUUCAUCUUCUUCUGCUCAACCUGGACCAGGCUGAAGAUGCCCAGACUUCCAUGUCCCCGCCACUUUCUUGAUUGUUCCAUUUUUUAGGAUAUUUAGGGUUUGGCUAAUAUUUAAGCAUUAUGCUAGCUGUUUUGGCAAAAUAAAACACUUUUUUUUCCCAGUUUUUUAGGAUAAUUUGGAGUUUAGCGAAUAUUUUAGC